UGGCCCUUGGUAUAGUCAUCGCUCAUCUCUUCCUUUGCAAGCGACACCAUUCCUCCUCUCUCUGUAUUUCCCGUGGGGGCGCUGUGUACGACAAAGCUAAACAACAACCCUCCUUUGGUAUUUCUUCCUUGAAAUCAAUCAAUCGUCUAAAAACCCAAUAGAAAAAAAAAAUUUUUGACCCAGAAAUUUUCUCUGCCGUCACUCUCUCUUCUUCCUCUCUAUUCUUCACUUCAUUCCACUUUUUAGGGUUUUAUUCUAUUUCAAUCGUUAUGCACCGGGGAAGAUCUAUCUUUUUGUUGUAGUAACAGGUGAAUUUUUGUGUGUUCCAUAUAAUUAGUUGAGGAAGAGAUGGGUAGGGGUAGAGAUAGGGAUAUUUCAAGGUCUAGAUCGAGGUCGCCAGCACAUAGAAGGAGAUAUUCACGGUCACCCUCGCCUGUGGCACGCAGACAUAGCCGCAGAAGCCGGAGAGAUAGAAGCAGAUCACCUUAUUCCAAUAGCAGGUGAUACCCAUUUGCUUAAAUUGAUAUAUGGAUUUGACUUAUAUGGGUUUUGCCCUUGUGUUAUCUCUGAUUUUUGUGUUUUUAUGUACUUGGAUUUGUUUUUUAUUAUUCUAAUAAAGCUCACGUUUUGCUGAUUCAAUUACAGUUUGUUCAGGUAUUGUCUACGUGUUUGAUUCUUGAAAAAGUAUUGGUAUUUAUCUACCGUUUGUUGGAUCGACUUGCACGGUUGCUCAAAAAUGAAUUUAGGACUUCAUAGUGACAGCAUUGGCCUAAGCUGUGGCAGGAUUGCUGAUUGAUCAUUUUUGCUUGUAUUUUAAAGUCUUUAAGAGGAACUUCUAGUGAUUGUUGCAUUCGCAUACCGCUAAGUUGUCCAUCUAAUAUCUGAUCAUGGAUCAAAUCCGAAUGUUAAUUCUUGUUUCUGGACAAAAUGCCUUAUUCUUCAUUUCAUUUAUUCGAUUCCCUUCAUUGGAUAUCUAGCUCUGUUCCCAAGCGGAGAGAUAGAGGGGUGCAGACUUGUUUCAUACUUCUGUUGCCAAUAUCAGCUUCGAUUUUGUUCAGAUUGAUAUUUUCUCAUCAAAGUCCACUAGUCUUCUAUUAUAUGAGUUACCAGAUGUCUAUGAAAAAGUUAUGUCCUUAUCGAAUUGAGUUGUUGCUGCUAGUAAGAGUUUUCAACACCUGUAAUCACCAUAACUGAUAUCCUCGUGGUUGUCUUUGUAUUAUCUCAUAUCUUAAUCUGCUGGUGUCGCUGUUCAGUUGCAAAUUUAGUCCUCGAUCAGGCUGCCAUCUGGAAAUUGUCUACUAUUCCGAAGAUGUGCAUGAUCCUAAUGAGUAGAGUUAAUAAAUAGAAACCUAAAUGAAAUACCCAGUGCAAACUACGUUCUUCAAUGAGGAAUUAAAAGAAGUAAUUGCUUCCCUUCAAGGGAGGCAAGCAGGUCAUGGGUGCCGAUGAGUGUCCAUUGGUUGCUCAAUUGUGAUAUUAGCAGUUCCCUAUGAUAAAAGAUGGAGCUCGAGUUUAUUCUUUGCAAUUCAUGAGAAGACGAAGCCGUUCACUGUCCCCAAGACGCCGGAAAAGUCGUUCUCCAGCGACCAGACGACAUAAAAGUCGCUCUCCAAGGAACUAUAGGAGACAAAAAAGAAGUAGGAGUAUAUCAUUGUCUCCUAUUGGUAAAUCACCUGCUUCAAGUAUCGGAUCGAAAGAGCAAAAGGAUCUCAGUGAAAAAAUUAGAAUUGAGGAAGAGGAGAAGAAAAGGCGUCAAGAGGAAGCAGAACUGAAAUUAAUAGAAGAAGAAACUGCAAAAAGAGUUGAAGAAGCAAUUAAGAGAAAAGUUGAUGAUAGCUUGAACACGGAGGAUAUCAAGCUUGAAAUCCGAAGGCGAUUAGAAGAAGGUAGAAAGAAACUUGUCAGUGAAGUUGCUGCUCAGCUUGAAAUAGAGAAGGAAGCUGCUCUUAUUGAGGCAAAACAAAAGGAGGAACAAGCUCGAAAAGAGAAAGAAGAGUUGGAAAGAAUGCUUGAAGAGAAGAGGCGAAAAGUGGAAGAAGCUCAGAGAAGAGAAGCUUUGGAGCAGCAAAUGAGGGAAGAGCAGCGUUAUAGGGAACUGGAAGAGCUUCAAAGACAGAAAGAAGAGGCCAUGCGAAGGAAGAAACAGGAAGAGGAGGAAGAGCGUGCAAAGCAGAUGACAUUGUUGGGCAAGAACAAAUCCAGGCCUAAGUUGUCAUUUGCAUUGGGUUUGAAAUGAUUAAUGACUUUGCCUUGUCAUUUUUUUAUUAUGGUCACGAUUUUGUUGUUUCAUCAAAGCAUUGGUUUUUCAUUAGAAGUCCGGAAACCAAGUUUUGUUGGAUAAUUUUUCUCGAGUCUGGAGUACUUGCACGAGUAUUUCCUUUGUUGUAGUUAGCUGAUCAAUGUAUUGCCUUAAACUGGUAAUCUGAGGGCGUAAUUCCUAGCAAGUUGUGAUAUUGUUGUUGUAGUUACCUAGUGGGCUGUUGGCUGCGCG
Messenger RNA from Nicotiana attenuata, 2491 nucleotides. RefSeq lists its product as uncharacterized. The transcript is spliced from 5 exons. The coding region runs from base 1490 to 2236 and encodes 248 amino acids. Gene Ontology annotation, cellular component: nucleoplasm; mitochondrion. The record is from RefSeq and is a predicted model, not a curated record. Gene Ontology annotation, molecular function: cadherin binding. Lineage: Eukaryota; Viridiplantae; Streptophyta; Magnoliopsida; Solanales; Solanaceae.